Acanthosepion pharaonis is the source of this 633-nucleotide messenger RNA. NCBI's taxonomy places the organism in Eukaryota, Metazoa, Mollusca, Cephalopoda, Sepiida, Sepiidae. The record is from the annotation of a GenBank genome assembly.
AUGCUGUGGAAAACGACUAUCUACCUUUCAUUACCCAUGUGCAAAGUCCAAGCUGGGAACCUCCAACGACAUCCUUCACCCGUUGCCGUCCUUUCAACCUUCAACGCCACAGGAUUUCAAGAGCACAUGGCGGUGGUGUUUAUUCAACAACCUGCACAUGACUUGUUUAUAGUGGUCAUUUCUUGUACAGCACAAUGCACACUCUCUCCAUCCAAACAGCAUAGGCGCUUUUUCUCCUCUUUCUUCUUUUUCUCAUUCUUCAUCUUGCUUUAUUUUAUCACCCUGCCCUUCCUUCCUUCCUUCCUUCCUUCCUUCCUUCCUUCCUUCCUUCUAUUGGAUCAUAAUCAUCAUUAUCUUCUUCUUCUUCUUCUUCUUCUUCUUCUUCUUCUUCUUCUUCUUCAGUCUAUUUAUUCCCACUUAUUUUCUUCUUCUUCUUCUUCUUCUUUUUCUUCUUCUUCUUCUUCUUCUUCUAGUGUUCCUCCUCCUCCUCCUUCUUCUUCUUCUUCUUCUAGUUUUUUUCUUCCUCCUCUUCUGUUUAUUAUCAUAUUUCUCUUUGACUUUUUGCCUUCUUUCUUUGUCUCUUUUUUCUUUUUUUCUUUGUUUCUUUCUUUUUUGAUUCUUUCUUUCUUCUAA